Molecule: messenger RNA, 39513 nt
Organism: Podarcis lilfordi (Lilford's wall lizard)
Lineage: Eukaryota; Metazoa; Chordata; Lepidosauria; Squamata; Lacertidae
Source: the annotation of a GenBank genome assembly
GUUUUUCCUUGGGGAGCCUCGGCUGUGGGCGGGGCGGGCGCUGCACUCUGCGCUCGCUCAGGAGCCUGCUGCCGCCCGGGUGGGCCGCUGAGAUUUCCGAGCAGCCGCCUUCCUCCUCCUCCUCCUCCUCCUCCUCCUGCUUCGAGGCUGAGGCUCCACACACCCUCCGGCCGGGGCCAAUGGGAGGCGCCGGGCAGGGCGCGUCACGCGGGAGCCGGCAGGGGAGGAUGGCAUCGCUGGCGAGCCUCAAGAAGCCACUUGGUUCCCGCGCCGGGUAGCCAGGCAGGGCCGCCUCCGCCUCGUCCUCGCCGCCCUCUCCGGCUCCGGGGCUCCGGGCCCCAGUCUCGCCGCGCCAUGAUCGCCUCCCACUUGCUGGCGUACUUCUUCACCGAGCUCAACCACAGCCAAGUGCAGCGGGUGAGGGCGCGCCGGGGCCCCGCCGAGGGACCGGCCGGGCUGGGCGAGGGAGCGGGGCGAGCACGUGGGGGCAGCUCGGGGGCCGCUCGGGAAACGGCGGCGCGAUUAUGGGCUCAGAGGGACGCGCGAGGAACGUUUGCUUGCUUUUCAAGCUGGAGCGUAAAAGCGGGGAAUUCCCGUCUGCGCGGGAGACGCGGAGAUCUCGUGAAAGGGAACCCAGGGACCUCUCGUCUUGGGUGGGUUGGGCGGCUCUGGGCGCCCCGUUUCCCGGGACAGGGGGAAGGGGCGGCGGCGGCGGCGGCUGCAGCUACGAUCUGACCACUGCGCGGAGAGAAAUAGGAUUAUAUUGGUGGGGUCUUUGAGCAAGGCGCUCUUUCCAGCUUCCACGUGGAAUGCAGAUGGGACAUUUUCUCCCCUUCCGUUGGGGGGAGGCUGGACUAUGGCCUCCCCCCCCAAUACUCAAGUCUGUUCCGUUCUCCAAACUUUCAUGUACUGCAGAGGAGAGCGCCGCCCUCCUCCACGACUAUCUGGAAGAAAUGGGGUCCCAAUCCUGCUUUUUCCUUCUCGAUAGUUACUCCCUUCAGUGGUUCAGGAUGGAGGGGGGAAAGUCCAUGCCGUGAUACGAUUGGAAGAAAGCCGCCCCUCCCCCCCCCCCCACAGCAUUUUGGGGCUACUCCUUCCCCGGCCUCUUCCAGUCUUUAUGAUGCCAGGAGCGGGUAGUGGUGAUGGAGGGAUCCCGGAUGAUCUCUCCCCCCCCCCGGCAGACAACAAAGGAAUCUGUUUUCACUUAAAAAUUACGCCCCGCCUCCUUGUGGCAUCCGCUUCCGUGGACCUCAGCCUCGAGGCAGUGACUUUUUAAAACCUACCUUUUUAGAAGCUUGCUUAGUUCUGAGAACUUUAGGCAUUGGGAAAACUUCUUUUUUUAGCCUAGCAACUCUGAGGGAGAGACUGGUGUGUGUGGUUGGAGCCUCGGGAGCAAGAUUAAUUGUAUUUAAAUACAGAUGACUUGAGUUUGCAGUAGCUUAAAAUAAUAGCAUGCCACAUGAAGAUUUAUAGAUGUGGACAUGCUUCUACAGAGCCUAUACUGAUGCAAAGCUUUUGUGUCGUAUUUCUUGAGUAAACCUGCGCAGGAUUGCCACCUGGUUCUGUGCUGGCUUUUCGUUUCCAAUGCCCAGGCUUAAUCUUGGCAAGGGGCAUGUGCAGAGUGGAGUGCAGCUGCCCGUAAUGAUGCAGUAUGCAUCCAUUUGGGGUUUUUAGGUACCUAUAAGGUUCCAUGUCAGCCGGAUCGUGACCUCUUGGCUAUCAAAUCUUGCAAAUGCCUUUCUGACACUGAGCAGCAGAUGGCCACGGAAGGCAACCUCUUUCAUUAUAGCUUGCUAGUGGCUUCAAUGUGCCAACACUCUGAGUGCCCACAGCAGCAGCGUUUGGACGUGGGUGACCUGCUGCCAGCAGGACCAGCCCAAACCCUCUGAUCCUCAAGGCAGAACAUCCAAAUGGCCCCUUUGACCAAGCAGCGUCAGGGGCAGGCUGUAGAGCGACUGCUGUGCAUGCAGAAGGUGCCAGGUACAGUCUCUGGCAUCUCCCAGUCUGAGGCCCUGAAUAGUCACUGCCAAUCAGUGUCAACAAUACUGGGCUAGAUGGACCAGUGAUCUGAUUGCUAUUUUGCAGGGAGACAUUUUCCUCAGCCUCUUCCCCAUCACAGUGAGUGGGGGGACUUGUACGCAGGAGGAUGUCCCCCGGGGGUUGUGCAUCCUGGCUCAGAUCUGCCUGCCCCCUCACGACUCUACUUCACAGUGUCCCAGAUGUGCUGCCUGCAGAAGCCACUUUGUCCUGCCUGCUGGCAAGCCUUGCUGGCUUGUGUGCAAACAGAGCUGAAGCAAAGCAGCUGUUGCCUCCCAACAGGAACUGAUGCAAGUGGGACACUUCUGCUUUUGGAUGGCUUACUAUCUAGAUCAGGGCAGUCUUAACUUUUCAUACCAAGUGAGAGUACUUGGAUACAAAACCCACGGCUGCACUCUGCCUUGCUGCGUGGUGCUGGUGGUGGGGAAGCAAGGCCAGAAUUUGAUGCCUGCAUGCUGCCUUCCCAAAGCUGGGAAAGCACUAACUAGGCUUUGGGAAGGUGGCCUGAGGGCUAGGAGGGGCAUAAGAUGUUGCUGAGGACUGCCAAAAAAAGGCCUCUGCUGCAUGGACCACCGUGAUCUAGAUGAUCCCUCAGACAGACACACACAGCCUGUCAAAGUCACACAGGGAAAGGGCUGCCUCUGCUGCGCUUUUGAUCUUGGGAAAACCUUUUCCACUCCUCUCUGCUCCAAUCCCUUCAUUCCAGUGUUGGACUGUUCCAGCUUUCCUCCUUCCUGUGACUCCAGAGUUGCUGAGGAAAAAAGAGCUGCUGGCAUCUCCCUUUUUCCCUUGUGGCCCAGGGCUGACUUAAGUUAGGAAAUCUUAGUGAGAAUUACUGUGGUACCUCUGGUUAUGUACUUAAUUUGUUCCAGAGGUCCAUUCUUAACCUGAAAUUGUUCUUAACCUGAGACACCACUUUAACUAAUGGGGCCUCGCACCGCUGCUGUACAAUUUCUGUUCUCGUCCUGAAGCAAAGUUCUUAACCUGAGGUACUAUUUCUGGGUUAGCGGAGUCUGUAACCUGAAGCGUCUGUAACCUGAGGUACCACUGUAUCAGGGUUUCUGAGGAGGAAAAGAUCCUUUUUGCAAAGCACGGGGCAGGGCAGAGAAGGUUUGCCCUUUGUGCCAGGGACUUCCGAAAAGCUGUUUUGAUAUUUUCUUCCCUCUCCUCUAGGUUUGGGGUGUGGGGAUGCCCUGCCCUGAUGGGAGGGGAAGCACCAUCCCGCCACAUGUGCAGAAGGUUAUUUGACACCAGGCUAAAGGGGUUCCUCUGCUUCCUUUCAUUAUUUGCUCUAAUUCUUUCUCUCCUCCCUUUUCUUGUGCAAGUCUCUAAAAUGUUACGCUGGUUUUAAUUUCUGUCUCUGGAGGAAUGUGCCUGCAAAUAUGCCAACACUGCAUAAUUCGUGUCUCCUUUUCUGACCUUGGGUUGAGAAAUAACAAAUGGAGAGCUCAUGUGAUCUCUUUCUAUUGCUACGAAAGUCGUUAUGACAAAGUUAUGACAAAGAUCACAGAUAGCAUCAGGGUUGGCUCCUUCUCAUUACAGCGUCCUUUGCCCACCUGCUGACCUCCAGACGUUUCAGACUGCAACUUGCAUCAGCACCAGGGGACACGUCAACAUCAUACAACCAUGUUGACUGGUGGGAAUUGUAUUCUGACCAGGAGGUUGGGGAACCCUCAAACCAUAUCAAGGGAGGAUGCCUUCUCCCUUGGUUGAGUGCUCAUUGACUCACUCCUCCAUCCUCAUCUGCCCAUCCAAACCUGCAAACAGACCCUACAUGUGGGUGAGGUUGAUGGGAAUUAUAGUCCAAGAGCAUUUGGAGGUCACCAGUUGGUGAAGGAUGUUCUAUGCGGAUGAAGAUGUAACAGAGGGAAUGUAGCAGAAUUGGCAUUCUUCUUUUUGAUGGUUUACUUAGUUGCAACCUGGGAACAGCCUGUAUGCCACAGCCUGGCCAUUCCUUUGAUCUUGUUAAUUGCUUCUCCCUGUGAAAUAAUAGUUUGUCCCUCCUUGUUGAGGAGAGAAGGGUCUGAACUUUUAACUAUUUUCUGUCCAAAGUGGGUCACUUUUGGAAGUGAUUCUUCCACUUAAAAUGGACCAUGCCUGCAGCAACCAGAUCUCAUUUGGAUAGGUGUAGUUUGGGACCCAGAAAAUAAGGAGGCAGGAAAGAAUGGGGGGGGGGAAGGUUGGGGGAAGGCACCCCCUUUCUUUUUGUUCAGGACACACCCUGGCAAACCAAACUGCUUGAACCUCAAUGGUGUUGCCUACCUUCCCUGCAGCACGUGGUGUGGAAGAAACUUUGGAAACGUAUUGCAUGCACUUUGUAGAGCCCUUAGUGCAAUCAGAGACACAGAACCCCCAAAGGGCAUCCUUUUGAGGUAGCCCCUGCAUCCUUGUUGGCACAUUAGAAAAGGUUGGAGAGCACUUGAGGGCAUCAAGUGAGUAACUGCUCUUAUGUAAUGUGGGACAAAAAGUCCCAGAUUCUUACCAUUCUAAUCCAUUGGGUUAGGGAUGCGGGUGGCACUGUGAUCUAAACCACUGAGCCUCUUGGGCUUGCUGAUCAGAAGGUAGGUGGUUUGAAUCCCUGCAAUGGGGUGAGCUCCCGUUGCUCUAUCCCAGCACCUCCCAACCUAGCAGUUUUAAAGCACGCCAGUGCAAGUAGAUAAAUAGGUACCACUGUGGCAGGAAGGUAAACAGUGUUUCUGUGCACUCUGCUUUCCUUUAUUGUGUUCUUUUGUGCCAGAAGCGGUUUAGUCCUGCUGGCCACAUGACCCGGAAAGCUAUCUGUGGACAAACGUCUGCUCCCUUGGCCUGAAAGUGAGAUGAGCGCCCCAACCCCAUAGUCGCCUUGUACUGGACUUAGCCAUCCGGGGGUCCAUUACCUUACCUUUUACCUUAAUCCAUUGUGUUAUUCAGACUUGACCUAGAAGCAUCUUGGAAGUACCAGAAAUGGGUAAGGCUAUUCCAGAGGGACCUGAUUGACCAAUUGCAGUUUUAUUGUGGUUGGUGGAAACCAGCAGUGUGCUGCUUCCAAAGAAAGAGGUGGGCAGGUAAAAAUCUCCAGAGGGUUCCAAAGCUGUAAACACAAAUCUCAGCUCAGUUGGUGGAACAUGAGACUCUCAAUCCCAGGGUCAUGAGUUCGAGCCCCAGGUUGGGUGAAAAUGCCCUUCAUUGCAGGGGGUUGGGCUAGAUGACCCUCGUGGUCUCUUCCAAUUCUACAGUUCUAUGAUUCUGUUUUCCAGCUUUCCCCAGGGUCUUUCCAGUUCAGAAUCCCAGUUCCUCAUGAACUGCCCUUGGGACAUGCCUGUUGAAACACUGCAGCCAUGUUAUAUAAGUCACUGACUUUUGUUGUUGAGCUAUAAACUCGGUUUUUCUGUAAUCAAGGGAUUCUGUAAUGUUUUCCCUCUUUUCUUAAUUAAUACUUGCCAGUGUUUAGGAAAAGGAUCUUCCCCAGCCCUUACUUAUGAAUGUGAUUCAUGGACAUUUAUGCUCUUGCAGAAGUUGCACCGUAAACUGAUGCAAUUCGAGGUGGAGGAGAUGCAAAGGAAAGUCAGUGGGAGAGCGCUUUUGGCUUAUAAUUUCUAGCAAUUCAGGGCAUCCAUUUGUGUUUACAUUGCUGGGAUAUUGCCAAAGAGGGCACCUGCACUGGCAUACCUAGAUCACUCUCAAAGUUGAGUUUCAUUGCCAAGAAGUUUAGCAUCAUUGAGCAGAGUCUGCAAAAAGGGCCUGUGAAUGAAGUCAUCUAUCCACAGAAUAGUUUCUAUAAUUAGAAGCACACUUACUAGUGAGUAAACCCCUGAACUUUGUGAGAAUUUGAGGGUAAAUGUGCAUAGAGAUGUGCAGUGAAGCAGCAAUCGUAUGCAGACUUCGCUUUGGAGCAAGCCCAAUUGAACUCAGUGAUAUUUACUUCUGAGUAAACGUGCAUAGAGGUGGACUAUAAUAGAUCCUUGCUGUGCCUCAAUCUUUGCCUGUUCUCUCUAAAGCUAGUGAUUUUGGUUGAGGGAAUCAAGCAAGCCAGCAAGUUGAGACAGGAUCGGAAUCCAAGUCUUUCAAAAUCUAAACCCUUCCUGGCAGAACCCAACCAAAACCUACAAAGAUGCUGACUAAGAUGAUGUUUGUGGGUCUAUAGCAGGUUGAUUAGUUUGUUGGGAUAGUUCUUAAGUUCAAAUCUGCUACAGUGGUACCUCGGGUUAAGUACUUAAUUUGUUCCGGAGGUCCGUACUUAACCUGAAACUGUUCUUAACCACUUUAGCUAAUGGGGCCUCCUGCUGCCACUGCGCCACCAGCGUGCAAUUUCUGUUCUCAUCCUGAAGCAAAGUUCUUAACCUGAAGCACUAUUUCUGGGUUAGCGGAGUUUGUAACCUGAAGCGUAUGUAACCUGAGGUACCACUGUACUUAACUUCGUAAGUCUAUCUACGUUUGAUAAAGAAGCACAGAAGAAGAAGAAGAAGAAGAAGAAGAGGAGGAGGAGUUUGGAUUUGAUAUCCCGCCUUUCACUCUCCUUCAGGAGUCUCAAAGCGGCUCACAUUCUCCUUUCCCUUCCUCCCCCACAACAAACACUCUGUGAGGUGAGUGGGGCUGAGAGACUUCAAAGAAGUGUGACUGGCCCAAGGUCACCCAGCAGCUGCAUGUGGAGGAGCAGGGAAGCGAACUCGGUUCACCAGAAUACGAGACUACCGCUCUUAACCACUACACCACACUGGCUCUCUAUUUUUGGAAAACCAAAGAAUUUUAAUUUUACCUUCUGGAAAUAUUAGGUAAUGCUAAACAACAACAACAACUGCAUGUAAUUGGCAAUCAUUUUUAAUGAUUUCUAUGCAAUUGUACACACAUUGUACUUACCAAGCAAAACUAAAUUACCGUAUUUUUUGCACCAUAACACUCAUUUUUUUCCUCCUAGAAAGUAAGGGGAAAUGUCUGUGAGUGUUAUGGAGGGAAUGCCUACGGGUGGCAUGCCUACGGAUUUCCCUCCUCUAAAAACUACGUGCGUGUUAUGGUCGGGUGCGUGUUAUAGAGCGAAAAAUACGGUAUAUUAAUUGAACCAAAAUAUCUUUUGAAUUCCCAAGUCAUGUUACAACUUUUUAGCACCCCUCAUUUUUGGAAGCUGAAAAAUUCAACAUGCCCUAUUCAUGCAGGGCUGUCUCCUGGGCCGACCUGGAGAUGAUGGGGACCUGCAUGUAGAGCAGUCGCUCGGCUGCUAAGCUACAGCCUUUCCCCUUUCAUUGUUGGCAGUGGCUGCUCUCCCUGCCGAAGGUGUGUCUGAAUGCCAUGAGGCUGCAGCCGGAGGGCCCAGGCUUCUGCUUGGUAAUUGGUUGCUAACUGUGUCCCAGCUAAGAGUUCAGACACAGGCGGUGGUGCUAGCCGAGGGGGGAGAUGAACCAGGGGAGGGAGGAACCCGACAAGCAGGAAAGUGACUCAUGUUCUGCUGUGAAAGGGCUUUGGGUAACUGUCAUGCUUCAUUCAUGAAGCUACAAGCAGGCCCAGUUUCUUCAGCCCUUGCUGCAGUAGGAAGUGAUCUAAAGGCCCGUGGCUCCCCCUCCAAGGCUCUCUGUGCUUCUUGGGGAUUGAUCCUAAAUCUUAGCUUGCUCACCUAUGCUUAACGUGUGGACCGUGGUGGGGCAACCACCAGGAAAGUACCGUAACUGUCAGAGCUCCUCCUCUUUAGCAUUUUAAGGCUAGUGCGGAACAUUAAUAUGCCAGGAUAUAUUGGUUGCUUGGGGCCACUUUAUCUUUCAGAGAGGGGCAGAGGAUGAUGAUGAUGAUGAUGAUUAAAUGAGGCUCCAGAGAACUCAAAUUAACCUGAAGCCGAAGAGCUGUGUGGCUCUCCAAGCAACAGCAGUUCUCAGAUGGGGUUUUAGCUGUGACUACAACUGUGCCAGCCCCACUUUUACCGGCCCAGAAUAUCGAAUGUUGAUUGGGCUGCAGUCAGCUUUCAGCCAUCAGGGGAACUUGUGUUGGGACACAUGGCUCUGGGAUCCAGUUGUUCUCAGGGUGGGGGUGUGCAAUGUGUUUCUCCACAUGGUUUACCUAAUUGCUGCCCGCUGACUUCUGCGGGACAGUGGGUUGGUGGCUGCAUCUGAGGGACUGGGCGAGUGACACAUGGCUUGUUUUGCCGUCUUUCUCCAUACUUUUCCCAUGAGCAUUUCUGCGGCGUUUCCAAAUGGGUAUUCUUACAUAAGGGCUUUGGGAGGUUGCUCCACAAACCUGGGAUGCAUUUGAGAGGUAGCAGCACAAAGUUAACAAGCACACUAUUGUUCAUCUUUGCCGUUUCAUAGCGGAGCAGAGCCACAAGCACCACAUGUGAUUCUUGUGUUUUUAAUUUUGGCAAUGUUUCCUUGAUUUUGCACAGAACAGCAGAAGGCCAGAUUUACAAGAAGAUGACAUACUUUUUCCCCCUUGAGUUGGCACUGUGGAAAUACUCUAUAACUCCUUGCAUGGGACAGGCUGGUCGCCUGGAAAGAUAUGUGAAAUGGGAGGAGGCAAGAUUUACAGGAAGCAGCCAGCCUUCCAACAAGUGUACAACCCCUUCAUACUCAAACCGGCAGAGGAUUGUGAAAGCCACGCCCAAAGUUCCUGUUCUGUGUCAUUUUUGCUCCUACAUGUGUAGAGAAAUGUGGUUUGUUCUGCAAGCACGUCUUGCCCUGCCCCUCGGUUGUUUGCGUCAUCUCUGAGAUGGGAUGGCAGCAGCAGUGCUGGCUCACUUGCCUGCAUAACACAAGGAGGCAUUUGGAAUUUUUGCAUUGUAUUGCGUAGAGAAAGUAGAGGAAAGUUUUUCUCCCUCUCAUAACAGUAGCAUCUGGCUAGCCCCUCCAGCUUUCUUAGGUAGUUAAGCAGAAGAAUUUGUUUAUUGCAUUUAUAGCCCUCCUUUUUCUCCAAGGAGUACAUGGUUCACCCCCUCCUCAGUUAAUCCCUACAACAACCCAGUGAGGUAGGUUAAGAGGCUGUGACUGGCCCAGGGCCACUCAGUGACUGAGUAGGGAUUUGAACCCUGAUCUCCCAGGUCCUAGUCUGGCACUCUAACCACUACUCCACACUGGCUUCCUGGAGUACCUCUGCUAUGGGGCAGCUAUAUGAAUUAAGUAAAUAAAUAAAUAUCAGAAAAGCAAAAUGUAACUCAGAGAAGGAUCUGAAAUAUUUUCCUUGAAGCUUGAAUUUGUUUUAUUCUGGAUUGCUUUGUUGGUGUUUCAAUGUGUUGUAAACCACUUUGAGAUUCUUUCUUUAAAACAUAAAGCAGUAUAGAAAUGAAAUGAAUAAUAACAACAAUAAUAAAUCUCACUGGGGGGAAAUGGUGCCUUGAGAUUCCUUUGUGGCAACCUGGGUUUAAGGUGCUAUUUGGCAACUAGAUUAUAUAUCUGCAUUUCUAACACUGCUUAUGUUCUUGUGGAAGCCUCAGGUGCUGGUGGGCUGCUCCUCCACCUCACACCAAUGUGACACCCUCUCGUUGCUUCCACUUGUGGCCGAGAAGGCUCUCUAAGAGGCAGCAAUUGCACGGGCUGCACCUGUUGGAAUUCCUUCCCUGGGAGAGGGAGACUUUCCGCUCCCUGGAUGUCAGUUGACCAUUCAUGUCUCCCUUUUCCUUCUGUGGAGGGCAGCUUUUUCUAAGCCUUGCCUUGUGUUUGCUUAACCUGGCAGGCUCUGGGGUUUUUCUGCGUUCAAUAAUUUCCUCCUUGGAAGUUGCCCAGACUAAGCCGCAGCAAGGACAGAGUUUCCCCUUUCAUUGACAUAUAUUGUGUCUCUGUGGAGUUGCAGCAUAUGGAAUUUGAGAUCCGGAUGACUCAACCUCUAGCUUAGCUUUUAGCUCUUUCAUCGCUGGGGAUCUUUUCUGUAAAACUAAACAUUGCUACCUCGUGUCGUGAGGGAGGAAUUCAGAAGCCGAGGCCUGGGCAAGAUCUGGCAUUCCUUGACCUGCCUUUCCUGUGAGUCCUGCUUUCUGGACUCUUGCCUCGUAGCCCUCCAACUUCCAUGCUCUCGCCCACAUCUUCUGCCCUGACUUGUGAUCCCCGAUGGCUCUCUUUUGUGGAAACCCGGAUCUGUGAGGCAGAAUGCACGGUGCAAUUAUUAAGCAAAUAUUUGCACGGCUGUUUAAUGACUAGCCCUGAUAUGAAAUCAGACAAGCAGAACUGGAUCAGUUCCUCUGUGAACCACAUGAAGUGGUGCGGUCAUUAAUUUCCAUAAAUCUAUACUGAAUAGAGCCUAGCUGUAUGCAACAAAGGCAGUCUGCACCUGACUUCUGCAACCUGGCGCCCUCCAGAUACUUUGAACUACUACUCCUGUCUGCCCCAGUGCUAUAUGGCCCUGCUAACUUUCUGGGGUUUCAGGCCGUAGGACAGGGGUAGGCAACCUGGUGCCCUCCGGAUGCUGUUUGUUACUUCCCAUCAUCCUUGAGCACUGGCCAUGCUAGAUGAGAUUGGACCUGGGACCUUCUACAUGCAAAGCAGGUGUUCUGCCACUGAGCUACAGCCCUUCCUCUCAUACUUCUGUUCCUUUGCCCACUUCUGUUCCCCACUCAGCCUCUGCCAAGCUGAUGGGCCAGACAAGAUUUGGCCAAUUGUCCACAUUGCCCAAUACCUUUUGUAAGAAGAACAGUUUGUUUUUCAAUGUUUUGUUGUUAGAACAGGAACAAUUCUCAGUACUCAAUAGGCUCGAUACUUUUGCUAAUUGUAGAGACAAAAGGAUCAACACUCGCCCCUAAUGCUGAGACUUCAGAUGGUGCAGAUAGGCAUGGUUUUAUUCUGAGGGCUCACUUUAAAAACACACGCCCGUCUAGUGCAGAACCCUGCUGUUGCAGUGUGCAACCACUUGCUGUUUCUGGGAAGCCACAGCCAAGCCCCACAGCAGCAUUUGCCCCUGCUGUGCUUGUCAGCAGCUGGUCUUCAAAGACAUGCUGCCUCUUCCAAUAGGGGAGGCAGAAUGUAGUUGUGUAAAACACUGGCCACUUUCCUAGAGGCAUAGAGAUCCCAUGAUCAGCUUUCCAGCUUUCACUGUCUUUUGACGUGGGCAAUAAAAUGCAUCGUGCCCUUUUCUCCUCAGGCAAGACGGCCCCUGGCACACCCAGAGGCUCCCAACCGGAUUCCAACGAAGCAGCGGGUUCUUGCAGAGCUGAUGGGCAGCUCUAGGUUUCGUCAGUCUCUGAAAUGUUCCGUCUUUAUAGCGUAGCACAUAAAAGGACAAGCUCAUAGGAAACACAGGUCCAUGUAUAACAGCAGAGCUGUUGCAACAAGCUUUCCUUGGAUUCGGGGAAAAGGGUCAGACUUACCUUGUGGCUCUCUCACGGCAUCUCUGAGGGGUCUGUGGCGGACUGAGAUCACCAAAGACUCAAGGAUUAGUGCUGUUGAGAUGUCUCUUUCAAAUGUCAAAUUGACUUCGCUUUCCCCUCUCCUCCCCCAGAUUGACAAAUACCUCUACCACAUGCGGCUUUCAGAUGAAACCCUGCAGGAGAUCUCAAAUCGGUUCCGGAAAGACAUGGAGAAGGGCCUUGGGGCGGAUACCAACCCUACAGCCUCCGUGAAAAUGCUGCCGACGUUUGUGAGGUCCACCCCAGAUGGAACAGGUAAACAGCCACCACCCAGGAAAGGGUUAAAUUCCUGAGCUCUGGGACCCAUCUUGAUUGACAAUGCUCAGCUAUGGAAGAUCAUAGAACCUUGGAAAGGGCCCACAGGGUCAUCUAGUCCAACCCCCUACAAUGCAAUGGGAGGUGACGAUUAAACAGGAGAGUGUCUCUGAGCACGUGCCAAGUGUUUUUUCCUCCAUGUAACUGAGACGGUUGGCAGACAUGAUUCUCUGCAACCACUGGCCACUUUCUAAAGAGACAAGCUUGACCUUCAGCCUCUGAAGCCUGCUGUCCACAAAGGGUGGCGUGAGCUUCCAAAUAACUGUUCCUUUCUGGCCUCCAUUGCUGGUCUCUUGGCUCUCGUCCACUUAAUAGUUUCAAGUUCAAGAAAGAAAACAGUUUUUAGGGAACUAAAAGUAAUUUAGGAGGUUUUUAUUUAUGUGUUUGUUUUAUGCCCCACCUUUCCUCAAGUUCAAGGUGGCAGACAUGGUUUCCCCCUCCCCAUUUUUCCCUCACAACAAUCCUGCGAGGUAGGUUAGGGUAAGAGAAGGGGACUGGCCCAGGGUCUGCUGGUAAGUAGUGGAAUUCCCAAACCGCGGUGUCUCCCAAGUCAUAGCCUAGCACUCUAACCACUACACCAUGCCUUCUGCCUAUGUGUUUGUGUAUACAUGCACACAUAUAUUAGACACACUGGAUUUGCUCACUGUUGCCUCUGGUCUGACAGGUUUUGCAAGUUUUUGAAACGAUGGGGAAAUGUGCAGAGCCUCUUCACCUAGAGGCGAGAGGGCAGUGAGCCUGCGCAGUCUGAGCAGAUGUCCUACUAUUCUGUGUCCCCUUCAGCCCUGCAGAAAAGCCCCCAGCCCCCCCCCCAUGGUCUCUCGUGGACUGCACCUCUGGGAUGUUAGGUCUGAAUUACUCUCAGGCAACAGGGGAACAGAAAGCCUUUCAGUCAGCACCAAAGCUGGCUUCAGUCAGGGAAGUUGGAUUGUUUGAUGGUUAGCAGCCAAACUGACCCCCUGAAGUUCAGGAAGUCAUGGGCUGGAAGCCUCCAGCUUCUCUGCCAGCUCUUUAGUGGGACGUUUCCUGUAAACAUCCUUUCUUGGCUUUCUGCUGUUUCCUCAACCUGGUGUCUUCCCAAUGCUUUGGGCUUCCAUUCCCAUCAGCCCCGGCAGUGUUGCUGUGCUUCCCAAGUCAUAGGAUUGUAGAGUCGGAAGGGAGCCCCAAGGUCAUGUAAUUGAACCCCCUGCAAUGCAGGAAUCACAGCUGGUCACUCCUUGUUUUCAUGGCUGGGGUGGGAGAGAUUUUUCACUCAAUACUUCAAAGGUUUGCACAUGCGCUUAGGUCCAGUAAAGAGACCAUUAGGGACCUUUGCCCGUCUCACAAGGACAGAGAGCAGAAAUAAAUACUGUUAAAGCAGGUUGAAUGUGGCAUGAGGCAGGGCUCUAUCACUGAACUUGUUAGAAUCAAAGAAUUGUUGAGUUGGAAGAGACCUCGAGGACAAACCGAUUUCUGGCUUAUAUGUAUUCUUUUGUACUGUAGUAAGUUAGCUUAAUCAUUGUUACUGUGGACCAGAUAUACAGCGGACGCUUGGGUUGCGAACGUGAUCCGUGCGGGAAGCAUGUUUGCAACACGCAGCACCGCAUCUGCACAUGCGUGGGUUGCGAUUCAGCACUUCUGCGCAUGUGCAAAGCUUGAUUUAGUGCUUCUGUGCAUGCGCAAGUGCCGAAACCCGGAAGUAACCCAUUCCAGUACUUCCGGGUUCGGUGCUGUGCACAAUCCGAAAUCACGCAACCCGAAGCGUCUGUAAUCCAAGGUAUGAACUGUAGUAGGAGAUAUGUGCCAAACCCCCCCCCCCCAUUUUUAGCUAUUAUAAUAUUAGCAGCAGUCAUAAGGUUAGACACUGUUUCAUGACCAUUUCCCAGAAUAACAUCUUUUCGAUAACCAGGCAGAAAUAUUUCAGGUGCCAUGGGUAUAUGGGCUCCUAAGGUGCCGGAGAUAUUGGCCUGAGCCGAUUUCCAUAAUAUUUCUAUUUGAGAACAAUUCCAAGAGAUGGGUAUGUAAUCUGCAUUAUUCAGUUCACAUCUCCCACCCUAACUUAGAUAUUAAGUUCCAUUUAUAAGGCGUUGAAUACCAUUGAUGAAGGGCUGCAAAAUAGUUUUCCUUUAGGUCUGCUGGAGUUAGAAUAGAUGUGGGGCAGGGGCAUUUUGCAAGUGUGAGAAGGUGAGCGGAGCAUCCUAAGGAAGGUGGGAGAAUUACAAGGCUUGGGGCUGAAGGGCAGGCUGGGAUAGUCUUGUCUUGCUGACUUGGCACCAGGAUCUUGACUUGGCACUGGGCUCUUGUGUUCUCGGAAAGGGGCUGGCGGCUGGUCAGAAAUGUCCCCUGCAUUUGACCCCUCCACAUGUUUCUGCUGCCACCCUCCCCCCUCAAAAGCAAGGCCCGGGGUGCCUGGGUUUGGGGCCAGCUGGCUUCUAAGAAUUGCCUGGAUGAGAACCCUGAGGAGAGGCAGCUCCCUGUCUGGCUGGAGGAGCAGGCUGCCCACAUGAACUGUUGCAACACUGGAACCUCCUCUUGAGUUGGCAGAGAGACAGGCCCAGAAAUGGGGAAGGGUCAUCUGGAGGUGGACGAGGGCCAAGGAAUGUGCUGCUUCUGCAAGGAGCUCCAGAUGGUUAUCUAGGCUUGCAAAGCAAGAAGGGAGAAUUUCCGCUCAGGAAACCAAGCUGGGAAGCCUUUGUAAAUGGGGUGGGGUGUGGGACGGUGGAACAGGCCGAUGACCACCACCCAGAAAAGGGCUCACUGAGCCAGGUCUGAGCUCCACAACCUGUGUGGAUCACCAAUGCUCAGCUUUGAAAGAUCACAGAAUUGUUGGACUGACGAGUCAGAAGGGACCGAAAGGGUCAUCUAGUUCAACCCCCUGCGACGCAAUGGGAGGCGACAAUAAAAAGGGAGAGUCUCUUUGAGCAUGCACCAAGUGCUUUCUCUACAUGUAACUCAGACUUGUCAGCUGACACGUAUCCCUCAGCUGCUUUCUAAAGAGAGGGCCCCAGCUAUGGGCCUCUGAAGCCUCCUGUCCCAAAAAGAUGGAGAGGACUUCUUUCAAAUAAUCUUGUUCCUUUCCAGUCCUCUUCGCUGGUCUCUCUGCCCUCGUCCCACUUAAUUGCUUCAUGUUGGAGUCAGAAAAUAGUUUCAGGGAGUUGAGUUGGGCCUUGAGUUGGCAGGGGAACAGUCCCACACAUGAGGAAUGGUUGUUUUAAGACAGACGAGGAUCAAGGAAUUUGCUAUUUCUGCAAGGAGUGUCAGGUGCCUAUCUAGGCUUGUAAAGCAGCAAGGGAGAAUUUGCUCAGGAAACCAAACUGGGAAGUUUUCGUAAAUAGGGGUUAGGGAAAUAUGUGUCUCUCUCUCUGCUCUCAGUUGAGGGCAUUUUCAGCCAUAUCAUAGAAUUGUAGAAUUAGAAGGGACCCCAGGGGUCAUCUAGUCCAACCCCUGCAUUGCAGGAAUCUCAACUAAAGGCCAUCCAACAUUUGCUUAAAAACUUCCCAUGAAGGAGAUUUCACAACCUCCCGAGGAGACCGUUCCACUGUUGAACAGCUCUUACUGUCAGAAAGUUCUUCCUGAUACUUUCUUGUAACUUGAAUCCAUUGAUUCAAGUCCUAUCCUCUAGAGCAGGCAUAGGCACACUCCGGCCCUCCAGAUGUUUUGAGACUACAAUUCCCAUCAUCCCUGACCACUGGUCCUGUUAGCUAGGGAUGAUGGGAAUUGUAGUUCCAAAACAUCUGGAGGGCCGGAGUUUGGCAGAACCCAAUAAAAAACUACAAAGAUGUUGACUAAUACGAUGUUUGUGGGUCUAUAGCAGGUUGAUUAGUUUGUCAGGGUAGAUCAGGCAUAGGCAAACUCGGCCCUCCAAAUGUUUGGGACUACAAUUCCCAUCAUCCCUGACCACUGGUCCUGUUAGCUAGGGAUGAUGGGAAAUGUAGUUCCAAAACAUCUGGAGGGCCAGAGAUUGCCUAUGCCUGCUCUAGAGCAGGAGAUAGACAAGUUGGCUCCAUCUUCCAUGUGACAGCCUGUCAGGGAACUGACAUCGGAGCUAGAGGCGGAGGGAAGGCUCUCAAAUGAUGCUGGAGAAGGGCCCAGCAGGGAGAGAGGCAGCUCAGCAGAUGGGGAAGCAAAUCAGCGCAACACCAGGGAUAAAGAGGGGCAGAUGGGGGAAUCAGCGAGAGGGCUCCAGGACUCUUCACCGGACACCAGCGAGGAGAGCACGGGUCCUCCGCUACCCACACCCUCCCUGCGCAGAAGGCUUCCGCGCAGGGAGAGUAGGAGGAGACUUGGCGUCAAACAACUUUUAUGUUGGAAAAGGUUUAAGAAACGCCCACUGACGGAUUCUGCUAGCGACGGAGGCAGCCACGAAGUGAAGGGCUGUCCAGACAGAAAGGUUUAACAAGGCAACAUAGCCAGGAGAGGCGGCAACUUACGCACGAGCAACCCAUACUCAUUACACAGCCCUUCAGAUAUUUGAAGAUAAGUACCACAUCAUUUCUCAGUCUUCUCAUCUGCAUGUUGCACAUUCCCAACUCCCUCAACCAUUCCUCACAAGGCUUGGUUUCCAGACCCUUGAUCAUCUUAGUUGCCCUUCUCUGCACACCUUCCAGCCUGUCAAUAUCCUCCCUAAAACUGAACACAAUACUCCAGGUGUGGUCUGACCAAGGCAGAAUAGAGCGGGACUAUUGUUUCCCUUGACUGGAACACUAGAUGUUUGUUGAUGUGUAUGGAUAUUUAUUUAUUUAUUACAUUUGUAUCCCACAUUUCCUCCCAGGAGCCCAAGGUGGUGUAUAUAUAGUUCUCCUAUUCCUCCUCCUCAUUUUAUCCUCACAAGAAUCCUGUCAGGUAGGUUAGGCUGAGAGUGAGUGACCAGCCCAAUAUCGCCCAGUGAACUUCAUGUCUGAGUGGAGAUUUGAACCCUGGUCUCUCCUACUGCCUCCAGCUGGGGGCAUAUUUGCUGCCUGGGGUGAAGAAUGGGCCAGUGGCCCAUCUGGUCCAGCGUCCUGCUCUCAAAAUGGCCAGCCUGGACUCCCUACAAGCCCACAGGCAAGGCUAUGGUUUAGCUAACUUUAUGGUGCUGCUGCAGGAAAAAAGCAGGCCCAUGGUAUCUCCCAUGGGGAAAGCAGAGCUGAUCUCUGCAAAAACACAGCCCUAAUUCUGCACUUUCCAAGAAGAUGACAGACAUGCAGCGGGGAGGGGGCUUAACACCUCCCAUGCCUGCCAGGCCUCCUUGGCAAAAAGUCCCUUGAUGUCAUCUGCCGCCCCAACCCAGCGGGCUCCACUUUCAGUUUAAGAAUCUGGCUGUGUGAGAGUGUGAGAGAGAGAGCUAAAAUGGCAAACGGGGAUGAUUUGCUGGGGGCAACUGUUUGGGGAAGGGUUAAGCAAUUCUCCCACCCCAUAUCUAGCCCACUAGUUCUCCCUGGCACCAGCCCCUGUUUCUCCUUUGCAGCCUUGAGUUCUGCUCUCAGAGACCAGGGGGCACACCAGGGCCUUACACCCAGGCCUGGGUGCUUGGACGUUGUCAUAGGAGAGCCUGCCAACACGAUGAGGGGAUCCCCGUAGGAAGCUGAACGUAUCUACGGCAGGAAUCCCUUGCCAUGAGAAGGGCUGUUUUGAUGCUCUCCUUGCCAGCUGGCCUGCAACUCUGAAGCAGGAAGGCAGUGGGAGAACUCUGCAUGGAUUCAGCCCAGGCUUGGGGUCAACAGGGUUCUUCCUUUCCCCUCCCUGAUCUGGGGUGGGUUGCCGAGGCCCCUGGUCAGAGAGUAUUAAUUUCGUAUCUCCUGCUUGCCCUCUUCUCUACUGGCUUUCUUCCAUAACUUGCACGCUGUUGUCGAAAUGCAGAGUGACUCUGGUGUAUCGGUUUCUGGGCCCCCACAUUGAUUCCUAGGAGCAAGAUGCUUUGUAGGGUUUCUUAAAUCGAGGAUUGCAGAAAAGAGAUGUUGUUAUGUACAUCAGAUGGGUUUCUAAGCUUUAGCAGGGUGCAGUCCACUGGGAAGCUUCUGUACAUGUCAUAGAACUGUAGGGCUGGAAGGGGAAUCAUUUAGUCCAACCCCCCACAUGGCAGCAAUAACAGGUAAAGAGCCCCUGACAGUCCCAUUUCUCAUGGAUGUAAGCCCCCCAUGCACAGUGGAUUGAUGUCAGUGAGGAAUGGGGUCAUGGCAGCCUCUAAUUGAUGUCUGAUUGGUUGAUUGUCUGCAUGAACACCAUAUGGCUGGAGCCCUCUUCACAAGACCUGGAACUGCAGAAUCACAGAGUUCCUGGUCUUGCCAACUUGCCUUUUCUGCAAGGAGAAUUGGAUGCUGAGAGAGGCUCUUGAGAAGCCAAAAUGAGCCUGCGGGAUCAGACCAGUGGCACACCUAGUCCACCACCUUGUUCUCACAGUGGCCAGUCAGAUGCGUAUGAGAAACCCACAAGCAGGAUUCAAGCACAAGAGUCCUCUCCUCUCUCUGGUUUACAGCAACUGGUAUUCAGAAGCUCUGCAGCCUCUGUGCCUGUGGAGGCACAGCAUAGUUAUCAUGGCUGGUGACCAUGGCUGGUAGCUUCUCAAUAAAUGUCUUCCAGCAGCUGCCCAGGCAAAUCUAGUUCACCAUCCAGGGCUUCUUACGUCAGGGAGUGAAACAAUCCCCAUCUUUUCUUUUUUCUUUUCCCCUGCAGAGGAAGGUAACUUCUUGGCCUUGGACCUCGGUGGCACAAACUUCCGGGUCCUGAGAGUCAAGGUGGCUGAUAAUGGCAGCAAGAAAGUAGAGAUGGAGAACCAGAUCUAUGCUAUCCCUGAGGAUCUUAUGCGGGGCAGCGGAGUGCAGGUGAGUUGAGCUGCCUUCUCUUGGCCAUCAGGAACCUUUUAGCACCAUUGCUCUUUCCUGUUGAAAAAGGAAGCUAAAUCAGGGACGGUCGUACUUCCAAAGAUGGGGAAGCAGUGGCGAAGGACUGCAGAGAUAGGACCUCAGCAACCACGCUUAAGUGGCUGUUUAGAUCUCCUGGGCCCAGGACAAUUUGGCUUUAAAAGGGAAAAGCAGCACCUUGACUUGAGCUUGGAAACAAGCUUGUCAUUUGAGGGCACAAAAUUGUCACCUGCUCCAGUCAGCUGCUCAGAGACUUUGCUUGCCUUCUCUUAAUUUCACACGAUUUGUGAUGGCUUCUUGGUCAUUUGUGCAAAUUCUCAACUCUUAGGGAAGCUGCUUAGAAACAGAGGGAGUUCUUAAAUCGCACUGUUUCCUUGUGAUGAAAUGUUUUUGGGGAAGCUGAUAGGAUCCAGAUUCAUUUUCGAAUCCUUUGACAAACGAUUUCCAAGUCAUUCAGGUUAAGCGGCAGUACAAAAAACAAAACAAAAAUAGUGUUUGCAAAUUUUCUGCUCCAAAAAAGGGUCCAGAAUUCUGCAGUUUAGAAUGAAUGUUUUAUCGUUAGACUCCAGCUGCCAAGUUCUGGUUUCAAUGGAUGUAUAUACUGUGUGUAUAGUAUAGAAAUAAAUAAGGUGGGUCCUGAUGCCACCGUUGUCUGACCACAGCCGGCCUUCCUAAGUGUGUGUCUCAUUCUCCGCCCCUCAGCUCUUUGACCACAUUGCUGAAUGUUUAGCUAACUUCAUGGACCAACUGGAAAUCAAGGACCAGAAACUCCCUCUGGGCUUCACUUUCUCCUUUCCUUGCUUCCAGACCAAACUGGAUGAGGUAAGCUUGCGACUCAAGUUCUCCUGGGAUUCGUGAGAGAGAUGGUAAAGGCUCCAGGAAUUCUGGAGGAUUUCCUGCUUUAAACUUUGCCUCCUCCAUGAAUUCAAUUAGGAGGCUUUGGAGAAGCUAAUUUCUUGGCACCUGAUUUGCAACAUAUGUGGGUAAUAAUUCUGGUCUGCCCCGUAGGGCCAUUGUAAGAACUUACUAAGAUGAUGUACAUGGAAUACUUUCAAACAUUCAUGAUAUUAAGAAUAGUUAACCCAUGAGGAGGGUGUGUCAGGCACUUUUUGGAGCUCGGGACUUUUGUGUAGAGGAGAAAUGGCUGUUUUGGGUGAUAGAAACUGGGCUGGCUUCCCAUUAGCGGCAGCACAAAUGGAAAUGUUACGAUGAUUAUUUUAUUUAUUUAAUAGAAUUCAGUACAUCACUUGAUUGUAAAAGAACCCAACCAACCCUCAAAGCAAUUUACAAAGAAAAUAAAACAAUACAGCUAUCAGUAAAAACAACUCUUUAAAACAUUUAAAAGAUAGAAACAGUAAUAAACUAAAAACAGAUUAAAACCUACAUUAAGCUUGCCUAAGCAAAAACGUUUUUCUCAAGUGCUGUAAAGAGUGCACUGAAGGCGCCUGCUUGAUGUCAAGAGGCAGGGAGUUCCAGAGGACAGGUGCUGCUACACUGAAGGUUUGAGUUUUUACAAAUGCAGAGCAGGUAUCAGGUGGCACCUAGAGCACUCCCAGCUCUGCCAGUUGAAGUGGCUGAGUGGGCAUAUGCGAGCAAGGUGAUCUCACAGGUUUUUAUUGUGAUCUUUACCCACUCUUCCCAGGGCUGGUCCCAGGGCAGGUUUGAAAUUCAGUAUUCAAAAGUUGAAACAAAUUACAGUCCCAGGAGUUGGGUGGCCCAGGUAAGUCACAUCUUGCUUGGGGAUUAUGUUCCAGGGAAGGCGCAUGUACAUAGAAACGUGUAUACUCAAACCAUUCCCUUGGAACUGCCUCCUUCUUUAUGGGAAAACCCCACGCAAAAAGUGCUUCUAAGCUCUCUGCCUUCCAUGCAUUUUACCUGAGCUAUUUCAACCGGCCAGCCUUCAACUGUGUAAAGCUGAAAUGGCACAAGUUAAAGGUGCAUUAAGUUGUGAGGUCCCUGUGUUACAACUACGGUGUGGGAAAGCUCUCUCUGCUUUGGAAACUGAACCUCUGUUUCUCUCCCCUGGCUGGCCUGCAGUUCCUUAUUUCCUUUCCUCUUUUUCUCAAACAGAGCGUCCUCGUGACAUGGACCAAGGGAUUCAAAUCCAGUGGUGUGGAAGGCCGGGACGUUGUGGGCCUCUUACGGGAAGCCAUAAGAAGACGAGGGGUAAUCUAAGCUUGUUGCUGUCUCUAAGAUAGUUUUUGUGUGUUGUUGUUGUUGUUGUUGUUGUUGUUGUUGUUACUGUUACAUUUACCGUAUAUACUCGAGUGUAAGCCAACUCAAAUAUAAGCCGAGGCACCUAAUUUUACCACAAAAAACUGGGAAAACUUACUGACUUGAGUAUAAGCCGGUUUACCACACCACAAAUCUCCUGGUGGGCCGGAGUGCGUGUGCGUGUGUGUGUGCAUGCUGGUGGCAGCAAAGGCGGUGGAGGAGGAAGGAGCAGCCCAAAAGGGACCCUCACUCGAGUAUAAGCUGAGGGGGGCUUUUUCAGCAUAUAAAGAUGUGCUAAAAAAGUCGGCUUAUACUCGAGUAUAUACAGUAUAUCCCACAUUUUCCUCCAGAGAGCUAAAAGGUGGCGUACAUUGUCCUGCCCCUCCUCAUUUAAUCCACACGACAACCCUGUAAGGUAGGUUAGGCUGAGAAACUGUGACUGGCCCAGGGUCACCCAGUGAGCUUCAGGGUUAAGUGGGGAUUUGAACCCUGAUCUCCUGGGUCUUGGUCCAGCACUAUGACCACCUCACUCUGCCCUCUCUAGAGCCCGGCAGCUGAAUUCCUCCCGCUUCUCUGGAGCAGCAGAAAACAACCUUUCUCCCUCCUCUAUAAAAGGAUGUCACAUAGAGGAGGGAGAAAGGUUGUUUUCUGCUGCUCCAGAGAAGCGGACACGGAGCAAUGGAUCCAAACUACAAGAAAGAAGAUUCCACCUAAACAUUAGGAAGAACUUCCUGACAGUAAGAGCUGUUCGACAGUGGAAUUUGCUGCCAAGGACCUCCUUCUUUGGAGGUCUUUAAGCAGAGGCUUGACAACCAUAUGUCAGGAGUGCUCUGAUGGUGUUUCCUGCUUGGCAGGGGGUUGGACUUGAUGGCCCUUGUGGUCUCUUCCAACUCUAUGAUUUCCCCCAGUGUGUUGGAGGUGGCAGGGUGCAUGCAUGGCUGCCUGUGGAAUCAAUGGCCGUGAGAUGGUCGCUGGAUGAGCAGGAGCGAUAGGCCCACUUCUUCGGCCAUGCCCAGUCCUUGGUCCUCUCUGGCAUCUUCAGGGAGGGCUGCAACCUGGAGAACCACUGCGGGUCAGUGUUGACACUCGCUCAGCUAGAUGGGCCAUUUCCACAGGAAGCUGCCUUCUCCCGAGUCUGAGCAUUGGUCCCUCAAGGUCGGUGUUCUCCUCACUGGCUCUGCAGGAUUUCACACAAGAGUCUGUUGCUGCACCACCUGGAGGUUCCAGGUGGACACAGACAGUGAACUGGACCAUGCCAUAACAGACACCAACAUGGCGGCUACUCCAUACACCUCUCGUAUUAGGCAGCUGCCACUGAAUACCAGUUUCUGGGGGGCACAAGUGGGCGUCUGCCUCUGCCCUCCAGUCCUGCUUAUGGGCUUCCCAAGGGACUAAGGGGGCCUUUGGCCUGAUCCAGUUGCAAAGCUCUUCUUGCCUCCUCCUGAGCUUGUCAGCUUGGUGGAGUUUCAGUUUCCCCUUGCACUUGGUGGGGUGGAGGCCUGUGUGUGAGGGCCCCCGGCCCCCAUUCCCUUCCAGAUGCCACAUUUUAUUCUUACUUUUUUGGAGUCAGGACAUCGCUAGAUGUUCAUGGUGCCUCGCCCCCCCUUGUGCAAAGUGCCUUGGGGGUUUGGGGCUGUGGUGUGGGGUGAGCAGGGCCUGGGACUGACCCAUCCAGACAACCAGCUCUUUCCCCACCCAGUUUCUGGAGCCUCAUCCUGGAGGGGGAAAUGUGGGUGGGUGUUUCUGUUUGCGUGGGUGUGAAUGAAGUGAAAAGCAGCACAGUAUAUGCAGAAGAGAUUUAAAUAAGAAAGAAGAAAACCUGAGACACUUAGGAAAACCAAAUCACACAUUGCACUGUGGAGAGGGGGUUCUAUGUGCCUGUAUCUGUGGUAGAUAAGUUAAAAUCCCACCAAAGAGCAUAUAAUUCUUUGGGAUCCUCUGAGUCUUUGAGUUAAUUUAUGAGUUAAUUUUUUUUCAGCUAAUGCCAAACUCCACAUAUUUUUAUACCAAAGCAAAAGUUGCACAUCCUGUAAGGUUUUCCAUUUUAGGGCAGCUGAGGUUCUGGCAGCCACCAGCCUCCAGGUCAGGAGUUCUUGAGAACUGAAAUAUUUCAGUUGAUCACCCCCCACCCACACACACCCAGAAGCUGAAAUAGGAUAUUUGAGUAUUUUGGACAUUUCUUGACAAACCAUUGUUCAGAAUUUGAAUCAACGGUGGCCUUUUCCAACUUCCUGCUCUGUAGGACUUUGAGAUUGAUGUUGUGGCUGUGGUGAAUGACACCGUUGGGACAAUGAUGACCUGCGGCUACGACGAUCACAACUGUGAAAUCGGGCUGAUUGUUGGUAAGAAGUCUGCGGGGAGAGGAGGGCAGGGACAUUUCCCCUACCUUUGGAAAGCACCUGAAUUUCCUGCGUACCUGAGGCCAGCCUGCUUCUUAUGUUAUUUUGUAAUAUUUGUCUGUAUUUACUUGUCUGUAAAACAAAACAAACCUCAAAGCGGUUUACAAUUAAGAUAAAACAAUAAAAUUAACAUCCAGAAGAAUUAACAACAGUAAUUUAAGACUUUCCGAAAAUAACAAUAGACUAAAAAGAGGUUAAAAUGCAAAUAAACUUUCUAAACAUCUGAAUAGGCUUGUCUGAACAAAAAUGUUUUUAGGACACACUGAAAAUAGUACAGUCAGGGUGCCUAUCUGGUAUCAAUAGGCAGGGAGUUCCAAAGUGUAACUACUGUCAGACUAAAAGAUUGAGUUCUUACAAAUGCAGAAUGUGCAUUUUGUGGCACCUAUUGCAUUGCUAGUUCCAACGAUCAAAGCAGUCGAGGGGGCACAUAUGAGGUAAGGUGAUCUCAUUUGUCAAGUGGUCCCAAGCUGUUAAGGGCUUUAUAUACUAAUUUGUAACACCUUGGACUUGAUCCAGAAGCAAACCAGCAACCAGUGCUGAUCUCUGAGCACAGGGGUUUGAUGCUGACACAGCCACACUCCUGUCAGCAAUUGCGUUGCAGCAUUCUGCAUUAACUGCAGCUUCCAGAUCAAGUGUGAGGGAAGCCCCACACAGAGCGCAUUGCAGCAGUCCAGAUAGUUUGAUCCCUCCAUCUCACACGCUGUCUUUUGACCUGCCAAAAAUAUGUCUUAGAAAGUAGUGGCGGCUUUUAUUUAGUCUCUUCUGGUACUUUGCUUGCAGUCGCAGAGCCCCAUGAGUGUUCCGGGCCAGAAAGGCCAGGAAAUAAAGCAGGGGCAGGGGAACAGGACACCGUCCAGCCUCCAGAAGUCAACCUGGCCAACAGCCAGGGAUGAUGGGGGCUGUCCCUCAGUGGCAUCUGGAGAGCACUGUACUGGCUGCCCUUGAAAGUAGGAAAAGGGUGGGAGGCUCCAGCUGCAGGUUUUCCACUUUCAUGGACUCUCCUAAUCUCUCUCUCUCUCUCCCCCUCCCUCCCUUUAGGUACAGGUAGCAAUGCUUGCUACAUGGAGGACAUGCAGCACAUUGACCUUGUGGAGGGCGACGAGGGGCGCAUGUGCAUCAACAUGGAGUGGGGAGCUUUUGGCGACGAUGGGGCCCUGAAUGACAUCAGGACCGAGUUUGACCGGGAGAUUGACAUGGGCUCCCUGAACCCGGGAAAGCAGCUGUAAGUCCUGUGCCUCAGCUGCGGUUUUUUUAAAAAAAAUAUUAACCCUGGGUAGCAUCAGAAGGGCCUGCUGGGUCAGGCAGAAAGGGCCCCUUUUGCCCAGCAUCCUGUUCUCACAAAUGCCUGUUGUAGGAAACCAGCAAGCAGGCUUUGAGCACAAGAUCCCUCUCCCCUCCUGUGGUUUCUGGCAACUGCAGUGGGGCAGGAGAGCUGGAAAAUAAUCCACAUCUGGCAACCAAAAUGGCCCUUGGGUUUCAGCUAGAACGUGGGUAGACAAGUCUAAAAAGCAGGGACACAAAUUUUCACGGUGGCUCAUUUAUCAGAAGUAAUGUAUCUCUCAUUGACCCUGGAAGUGUACACUCCAUUCUGAUUUAGCUCUAGGAAGGCUUGCCUAAAUAAAAAGGUUUUCAACAUGCACUGAAAAGAGUACAGUGAAGGCACCUGCCUGGUAUCAAUAGGCAGGGAGUUCCGAAGUGUAGUGCUGCCACAUGAAAAGAUUGCUUGCUUGCAGGUGUGGAAUGAGUCUUAUGUGGUAGCUGUAACAGUGCCAAUUCCACAAAUCAAAGCAGUUGAGAGGGCGUGUCUGAAGUAAGGCAAUCCCGCAAGUAAACUAGUCCCAGUUUGAUUUUGGGAAUAUGUUUGCUGGCUUAAAGCAGGAUAUUUAGCUGGUACCAAACAAGAACCUGGGAAGUGCAGUGAAAGUUCUGCAGGGGGGUAUAUGGUUGUUGAACGCUUCCCCUGCCCAAGUGCUCCAUUUUCUUUGUGGGGGGAGAGGUGCAGGAUGUAUGGAGGGGCUGUCAUUUUCACAACUCCUUUGAGGGCUGAGCUCCUGCCCUACACAUUCUUGCCACGAUGGAGUCAUAUGCAACCCAAACUAUCCAUCAAACUCCUUUUCAAGUUUAUGGUGUGUUGGAGCUUCAGUUUCUGCUGCUGCCCAAACUCAGUCUCUCGCUCUCUCACCUUGGGGUGUGUCACAGGUUCGAGAAGAUGAUCAGCGGGAUGUACAUGGGUGAACUGGUCAGGCUCAUCCUGGUGAAGAUGGCCAAGGAAGACCUCCUCUUCGAUGGGAGACUCACUUCGGACUUAUUGACGACGGGACACUUUGAGACCAGAUACGUCUCUGCAAUUGAAAAGUGAGUGAAUGGGACUCGCCUUGUGUUUUCUGUGCUCCUAAAUCUGUAGCUUUGGAAUAGCCAGAACAAAUCCUCCUUGGUGUUUUCCCCAUGCGCCUUCUCCGGAGGGAUCCUAGGAGCCCAUCCUCAGUGGCCGACUCACCUCCUUUUUCUCUGACCGACUGCAAUCAGCACAAGGGCUGAGACAGGCAUCUCAGUGGCUGAAAAGCUCCCCUUUCACGCUGACUGGGUGGCCCUGGGAUGCUGGGGACAGGGAGCCUGUUUCAGAAAUAGUAAAGGACCUUUGACUCCCCACGACCCCAAAGCACCCCCCUCCGCUGCGCAGGAACUGCUGCCUCUUACAGACCCCCUUUGCUUGCCAUCCUGGAUUUGCAGGGAAAAGGAAGGCCUCCUGAAAGCCCAGGAGAUCCUCACGAAGCUGGGCCUGGAACCCUCCCAUGAAGACUGUGUCGCCACCCAGCGCAUCUGCGAGAUUGUCUCCACGCGCUCGGCCAACCUCUGUGGCGCUGCCCUGGUGGCUGUGCUCCGGCGCAUCAAGGAGAACAAGCGCGUCGAGCGCCUGCGCUCCACUGUUGGAGUGGACGGGACGGUGUACAAGAAGCAUCCUCAGUAAGUGGAGCAAGCAAAGCAGCCUUCAUAGCAAUGGGGGGUGGGCAAUUUGGGGUUAUUCGAAAGCAUGCCUCUUGCGUGCCAGUCCUAGAAGGGGAUGCUAUCCCAGAAUGCUCCCUCAAACAUUCCUUGUAAAGUGCUUGGUUUGCAGCAAGGGCAGACUUUUGGUCUUUCAAAUUUCACCAGCGAGGCCAAUAUCCAGCUGCCCCCACCUCUCACCUUUCAUUCUGCAUGUGCGCAAAGUGAUAGUUGUUGCACCCUGUGGCACCUCCCUCAACUUGGCACCCAGUGCUGGGGAACUGGUCUCACCGCCCUAAAUCUGCCUCUGUUUCCACACCCUUGAUCACCUUGGCCCCCGUCCUCUUCACCCCCCCCAGCUUAUCAAGAUGCUCCUUCAACUGGGGUCUUCGCUGUCUGUGCUCAGGGAGUUCAUCCUUCGGGGAGGGAAUCCAUGGUCCUCCAGAUGAUGCUUUCCCUGUCUGCCAACACCAGUGAUUUCUGGAUGUGCCAUGGGUGUGUUUGUAAUGGUUCUCUCCCCUUGCCUUGCACAGCUUUGCCCGCCGCCUUCAGAAGAUGGUGCGCCGCUUCCUGCCCGAUUGCGACAUCCGAUUCAUCCGCUCAGAGGACGGGAGCGGGAAAGGCGCGGCCAUGGUCACUGCGGUGGCUUACCGGCUGGCAGCCCAACACAAAGCGCGCCAGAAGAUCUUGGAUCCUCUGAGACUCAGCCGGGAGCAGCUCCUGGAGAUAAAGAAGAGGAUGAAGGAGGAGAUGGAGCGGGGCCUGGGCCACGAGACGCAUGACGAGGCCACUGUGAAGAUGCUGCCCUCUUACGUCUGCUCCAUCCCAGACGGAACAGGUAAAUUGGGAUGGAAAUAAUGGACAGUGUCCUUGGCCAAAUCCGGUUGGCCACUUGUGUGCAUCACUUGUAUUGGAGCAGGACUUGGGAGACACGGUUUCAAAUCCCCACUGAGCCAUGAGCAAGUCGCAGCCUCUCAUUCUAGCCUACCUCACAGGGCCAUUUUGCGGAUGAAAUGGGCAGGAGAACUAUGUGCACCACAUUGGUUUCCUUGGAGGAAAGGUGGGAUCUAAUAAUAAAAGUAAUUAAUAAUAUGACCCCUUUUGGCUUAUGGCAUCUAACCAUGGGGGUGUCAAUAUGUGUCACAGUGGUUGUGGUGGUGGCAAUUCUGGCCUCUUUUAAUGGGGUGGGAAAUUAUGCUGUUUUUCCAGAGUGCCAUUAAUUUACUGCCUCCUUUAAAAAGAGGACUGGAGGAUUCAUGGAGGACAAGGCUAUCAAAGGCUGCUUGUGGCUCUGCCCAGCCACUGCAGUUGGAGGUAGCUUCUGAAUACCAGUUGCUGGAAGCCACAGGAGAGGAAUAUUGUGCUGGCAUCCUGCUUGCAAGAGUUCGAAAAAGUCUCUGUCAGACACCUUUAGGGAGCAGAUCACUACUAAGUCUUGUGUCUGAAUUUGCUGGUGUCAGAAAGCUUUCUGUUCUGUCGACCUAUUUUCCUCCCUCUUCCCUCUCCUCAGCAAAGCCUUUUUUUAUGGACCCUGUGAAACUGUUGGAAUAAGAGACAUGACUUUGCAUGUCUGGAGUGCAAUAACAUUUUGCUUUAGAAGCUCUUGUUCUUAAGAACAUAAGAAGAGCCUACUGGACCAGGUCGAUGAGCCAUGCAGUCCAGCACCCUGUUCUCAGAGUGACCAGCCAGAUGCUUCUUAUGGGAAGCCAGCAAGCAGGAUCCAAGCACAGAGUGCUCUCUCCUCCUGUGGUUUCCAGCGACUGAUAUUCAGAAGCGUUGCUGCCUCCAAGACAUGGCCAUCCUGGCUAGUAGCUUUGUCCUCCAUGAGGUUGUCUAAUCCUCUUAAAGCCAUCCCGGUUGGUGGCCAUCACAGCCUCCUGUGGGAGGGAGUUCCAUAGUUUAACUCUGCAGUGUGUGAAGACAUACUUUCUUCUGUCUGUCCUGAAUCUUCCAACAUUCAGCUUCAUUAGAAGCCCAUGAGUUCUAAUGUUAUGAGAGGAGAAAACUGUUUCUCUCUCCAUGCCUUGCAUAAUUUUAUAAACUUAUACCAAGUCAUCUCUUACUCACCUUUUCCCUAAACUAACAAAUCACAAACACUGCAACCUAUCAUUUCAGUUUUCUCCACUGCCCUUUCUGGAGUCAGAAAGGAAUUUUCACAUGUGCCAGGUUAGCCAGAGCAGCCUCUGCCAACCUGGUGCCCUGCAGAUGGUAUCUAUCUCAACACCCAUACUAGAAGGCAGGUCUAACCCAUCCCACCCAUCUAAAAGACACCACAAAUAGUCCUCUGGGUUCAAGUGUCCUUGGAAGAUGGAGGGGAGAGGAGUGCUGAUGGCAAGUGUGUCUGUUUUUGGUUCAGAAAAGGGGGAGUUCCUGGCCUUGGAUCUCGGGGGCACAAACUUCCGGGUGCUGCUUGUGCGCGUGCGGAAUGGGAUGCGGCGAAGUGUGGAGAUGCACAACAAGAUCUAUUCGAUCCCUCAGGACAUCAUGCAGGGGACAGGAGAUGAGGUGAGCAACUCAGUGCAACACCCACAGGGAUCAAAAUGGGGUCUUUGACUUCUGAGAGGGUCAGAGAAAACUGUAGCUGAGCAGGAGAGCUCUUGGUUUGCAUGCAGAAGGUCCCCGUCAACCACAAGAUCUUGUUCCACAUGGCUGGGAACACCCAUGGCAGUCAGAAGAGAUGGUGCGAUGAUAGAUGGACCAGCUGUCUGACCUGGUAUAUGGGGAUCCUUUUCUGGCCAAAGCGCUGCCUUCUGGGCCUGUUAUAUCAGAACUCCUUUUUGCAGAGUGCCUUUUCUUCGGAUAGUAAAGGCCCUGAGUGGUGUUUUUACAGACAACCCUAACCAUUCAAGCUCAGUGCUUGCAAUCUAUGUGUUAUUAUUUACUUGAGACAUUAUUUGUUACAUUGGAUUUGCACUGUGACAAAGGCUGGGUCCCUUAGGCUGGGUCCACUUUCCCUGGAACAUCUCUCUUCUCCACCAAUAAAAAAAGACAUUUCUGCCUGAAAUGUUUCCUUGAGCACUUUGGGCAAUGAACCUCAUGCUAAGCUCUUGCUGCAAUGGGGUUGUGCGGGCCGAAUUAACUGUGACAUAAAAUAUGGUUUAUUCAGAGAAGGGCCUCAGCCGCACCCUGGAGCCUGUGCCUUAGUGCAGCGAUGUGCAUGCACUCUAUAGAGACCGAGGCCAUCCUGGCCUUUGCAAACCUGGUGUCCUCCAGGUGUUUUGGACUACAAGUUCCAUCAGACAGCACAACUAAUGGGAUUUGUAGUCCAAAAGCACCUGGAGGGCAUCAGGUUGCUGGAGACUGGCUUAUCCUGUUCCCUCUGCUGACCUCCCUCAAGAGCCCCCCACUGCCCUGUCCAGAAUGCAGCCCUUAUCCCACAAUGAGGAAGUUAGUGGCUGCAUUCCCAAGAUUGCUUUAAAUGAUGUUGGUAGUUUGCAGAAGAACUUUAAAUGCAAGAUGGCUUCAAAUGAUGCUGGUAGUUUGGUCCAGGAUAGAGAGCAGCUCAGUCCUGCUCACUUUGUGAUGCCAGCAAGACCCACCUGAGGCCCCGUUCAGCUGCUCUGAGCCGUCUUCUCCCGACUCCAUUUUGCACUUCUGCCUUUCAGCUCUUUGAUCACAUUGUCCACUGCAUUGCUGACUUCUUGGAGUACAUGGGGAUGAAAGGCGUGUCGCUGCCUCUCGGAUUCACCUUCUCUUUCCCUUGUCACCAGAACAGCCUGGAUGAGGUGAGCUUCGUUUGGCUUCUCCCUCCACCGUAAGUCAUUCCUGCAAGCACAACAUGCUAGCCAGCUGCAAAAAGGACAAGACAAUGUGUUUUACAACAAAGCUGGCUCAUUAGGCUAAGUGGAGCUAUCAAAUGCAAUCUCUGGCAGAGAUUUGGGGGAAAGGAAACUAAAUGCUGGCAAAGUUUUCCUGCUAGCACACAUCACGCUAAAUCAGCCUUCCUCAGUCUGGUGCCUUCCAGAUGUUUUGCACUAUUGUCACAUUGGUCCCUGCAUCGUACAGGCUUGGGUUGAUGGAAGCUGUAAUCCAAUCAGGAGGGCACCAGGAUGGAGAGGAUGCACUGAAUCAUAGUCUAAGCUGAUGUGCAAACAUGGCGUGCUUGACCUUGCAAUGAUCCUAGGAUACAGUUCUUGAAUUGCAUCCUUUUGCUUUUAUCAAGGGAACUGUACCCUUGACAAUUUUGUGUUUGCAUAACUUCUUUCUUCUUCUCCUUCUUCUUCCUCCUCCUCUUCCUCUUCUUCUUCUUGUCUUAAGGCAAUUCUCCUGAAAUGGACCAAAGGUUUCAAUGCUUCUGGUUGUGAAGGGGAAGAUGUGGUUAGCCUGCUGAAGGAGGCCAUUCACCGGAGAGAGGUACGUUCCUGUCAGACAAGUGUGACAAAAUAUGCAACUUGUGCCUCAGAUCAGCCUCCAUACCUGAGGAUGGGGAAGCAGCCAAUGUAACACUGGUUUUGAAAAGAGAUCCUGGAAGUAUCAGGCUAGUUAGCUUAACAUCUGCCCCAGGAAAACUGGUGGAAAGUAUUGUUAAGGAUAAAAUAACCAGGCAUAUAGAAGAACAAGCCCUACAGAAGCAGAGCCAGCAUGGCUUCUGCAAAGGCAAGGCCUGUCUUACAAACCUAUCAGAGACCCUAAAAAUCUAAUAAAAUAAUUUAUUGGUUGUGAUCAGAGGAGUACUGACCCAACAAGCAGGGACUGUACCAUUGGAAUGGCCUCUGCAUGCCUAGUUUAUUUUGUGUACUUGAUCCUUGUUUUUGUGUUGGUGGAGGUCAUCCGCCCCUGCCCCCCCGGCUGAAUUUUGGAAAGAUUCUGGCUUUCAUUCAGCACCUGAGGCCAAACCUUUGCUCCCUCUUUCUCAGGAGUUUGACCUGGAUGUGGUGGCCGUGGUGAAUGACACAGUGGGCACCAUGAUGGCCUGUGCGUACGAAGACCCCUUUUGUGAAGUUGGGCUCAUUGUCGGUAAGGUUUCGUGUAUUCAUUUAUUUAAUGAAAUGUAUAAGUAUGCAUAAGAAAUGUAUAAGAAACACACAAAUAUGAAUGUGUGUGCACGUGUGUUCACACAUGUGUGUGGUAGCCAGACCUGCUUUUGGCAACGCCCACAGCUGUCUUGUGAGCACCAUGCGGCUGGCAGAGGCUGAAUGCAGCCCUCAGGCCACGGAAGUUCGGCUGUCGCUGCUCUGGUCCCUGUUUACUACCCUGCCCGCUUGCAGCAGGGUGUCUCUCCCCCCCCCCCCCCGUGUGUGAUGCUGACCUGUGUUGUGGCUUCCCAGGCACAGGCAGCAACGCCUGCUACAUGGAGGAGAUGAAGAACGUGGAGCUGGUGGACGGGGACGAGGGCCGGAUGUGCAUUAACAUGGAGUGGGGGGCCUUUGGCGACAGUGGCUGCUUGGAUGACUUCCGGACGGAGUUUGAUGCCGCCGUGGAUGAAAACUCUCUCAAUCCUGGGAAGCAAAGGUGGGUGGGAGGUUUUCCCUCCUCUUCCUCCUCCUCCUCCUCUGUGUCUAAUACAUACCAGCCUCCCAUCAAGGACUCUGUAGGGGAUGUUUCAGGUUUGCUAAAGUCCUUGUUCGCUAAGCUCCUCCCGAUGUUCUUAUGGAGGGAAGGUAUCUUCCCAUGGAUGCUUGCCUCUCCAUGCUGAUCAUGUUUACUUCUAAACUGAAUUUCCCUCGCAGCAAAAAAUAAAAAUGAAAUAAAAACCCCUUCCCCUUUACUGUCUUAGGUUCGAGAAAAUGAUCAGCGGGAUGUACUUGGGUGAAAUUGUCCGAAACAUACUGAUCGAUUUCACCAAGCGAGGCCUGUUGUUUCGUGGGCGGAUCUCCGAGCGGCUGAAGACGAGGGGAAUCUUUGAGACCAAGUUCUUGUCUCAGAUUGAGAGGUAGGUUGGGGGCAAAAUGGUGGGCUGGGCGGGAACAACCUAAAGGCAAAAGCGGUUUGGAAGUGGAGCCAAUUGCCUCUCCCACCCUCUGGAGGUAUUUAAGCAGAGGAUGGACAGGCUGUCUGCUGGGGUUGUGGCCAUUUCAUCCUGUAUCGCAGGACUAGAGGACCUCUGCUCCUGUGAACCCUUUGUCCCCUGAAGCCACGUUCACACGAUACGUAUAAAGUGCUGUGAUACCACUUUAAACCGUUACGGCUUCCCCAAAAGAGCUUGGGGAGCUGCCGUUUGUUAUGGUGGGUGAGAGUCGUGAGGGGGCCCCUAUUCCCCUCCCCAAGCUACAAUUCCUGGAGUGGUUUAACAACUAGUCCCUCUUCCCAAGGAACUCUGGGAAUUGUGGUUCUGGGAGGAGAAUAGGGGCCUCCUAGCACUUAUCUGUGUGCUACGCGAGUGGCGCUGUGGGUAAAACCUCAGCGCCUAGGACUUGCCGAUCGCAUGGUCGGCGGUUCGAAUCCCCGCGGCGGGGUGAGCUCCCGCCUUUCGGUCCCAGCUCCUGCCCACCUAGCAGUUCGAAAGCACCCUUAAGUGCAAGUAGAUAAAUAGGUACCGUGUUAUAGCGGGAAGGUAAACGGCGUUUCCGUGUGCUGCGCUGGUGCUGGCUCGCCAGAGCAGCUUCGUCAUGCUGGCCACGUGACCCAGAAGUGUCUCCGGACAGCGCUGGCCCCCGGCCUCUUAAGUGAGAUGGGCGCACAACCCUAGAGUCGGACGCGACUGGCCCGUACGGGCAGGGGUACCUUUACCUUUACCUUUUAGCACUUAUCUGUACCCUUAAGAAACUACAGGGUCCAGAAUUCUUUGUGGGAGGUUGUGACUGUUUAAAGUGGUAUCAUAGCGCUUUAAAUGUAUUGUGUAAAUGUGGUCUGAGUCUUGUAGGAACUUUUCUGUGGAAGAGGUUACUUAUGAGUGACUCCCAGUCUUCUGGGUGCUGGACAUCAGCACUGGCCAAAGUGUGGGUGGGAAUGACAAGACUCUGCAGGGCAAGGCGGAAGAGGAAGCGAUGUGUGAGAUGAUCCUUUGGGGAGCCUGCCUGGGCCAUUGUAGAGCUGCCCAGUCAGGGCUGCAUGGCUUGUUGGCGUAGCCUGAGAAUCAAACAUUGCACUGCACCAUUACCAGCAUUCAUGUGUUUGAUUAUAUUUAUUUCACAAGAUUUAUGCAUACUUGAUUGUUAAAAACACACACCUCCAUACAGUUUGUGAAAAAGAUAAAACAGCAAAAUUAUCAAGGAGAAAAAUGAAGAAAAAUAAAUUUAAACUUUUAAAAAGUUGAAAUCAGAUUAAAACUUUCUGAACAUCCGGGCAGGCUUGUCUAACACAAAUGUUUUUAGCAGACACCUGCCUGAUGUCCAGAGGCAGGGAGUCCCCAAGUGUAGGUAAGAGACCGAGUCCUUACAAAUGCAGAAUGAGAAUUUUGAAGCACCUGAAACCGCACCAGUUCCGCAGAUUGAAGUGGUCAGGAGGGCAUACGUAGGCUCAGGUUAUCUUGCCGAUAAACAGAUCCCAAGUUGCCAAGGGCUUUGCAUACUAAUAAUAACACCUUGAACUUGGCAUAGGAGCAAGUCAGCAUUAAGGGCAGGUCUCUGAGCACAGGUGUUCUGCGCAGACAGGGUCUCCUUCCUGCCAGCAGUUGUGCUUCAUCAUUCUGCACUGACUGCAACUCCCCACCUAUGUGGCUCUCGCUGUGAGAUUUGCUGCCACCUGGUGGCUAGUGAACCUACUGCAUAGCAUUCUCUCACUGGCACCCGAAUUCCAGUGGUAUCUCCCUUUGGGCACAACUGGGCAAGACCUUGACCCCGUGGCCAAAGCCUCUUCCCACAAACAUUAGCAAAGGAAAUAUGUGAUAGGAUGUCUUCGUGAUGUUUUCUCUCGAUUAGCAGCAAGGCUGAAAAAGAGCCAGGGUGAUACAGUGGGACUAGGAAUGUUGGACGAGGGACUGGGAGACCAGGGUUCAAAUUGCCAUGAAGCUCACUGGGUGACCUUGCGCCUCGGGUCACUCACUCCCAGCCAAACCUACCUUGCAGGGCUGUUGUGGUGAUUAAGUGAAGAGGGGGCGAACCCUGUACGCCACCCUGAGCUCCUGGGAGAAAAAGGAAUAAGUGUGAAUGCAAUGGCACUGCAAAGCAUAGUGAUAUCACCACAGGGCCCUUUUUUCUGAAGGGAUGUGACGGGCAGAACUGGACUGCCAUGCUCAGCGUUGCAGGGUCUGUUGCUGCAUCUCACUAAAUAUUUGAAAUAUUUGAAUGAGGGACUAGUGGGAUUCUGCAUGGUGUAUUCCUUUGGAAGCAACUCUCCAGGAGUCUGCAAGUUUUGGCCAACCAAAGUGCAAGCUCUUCCUGACCGUACCUCCAAAAUGCAGGCAGGGUCUGGGACAGUCCCCAGCUCUGAGCACGGAGGGGGAGAGGCGGACCUUGCAUGCUCUACCGCUAGUCUUGGGUGGUCCAGGAAGAAAAGGCUCGGGUUUUAUCUGGUUUGGUGCUUCUGCACAGCGCCUCCUAGCUUCAGGUGCCUGGAACUGCGAUUCCCCUUCCUGCUCUACAGCUGGGGUAACUGGACUGCCUUCUGUCCAUCCUGGCAUAGCUGUCAAGAAGCGCCUGCCUCUGCUCCUCCCAACUUUCUCUCUCUCUUGACCCCUCCAGCGACCGCCUCGCCCUCCUUCAGGUCCGCUCCAUCCUCCAGCAUCUUGGACUAGAGAGCACCUGUGAUGACAGCAUCAUCGUGAAAGAAGUGUGCACAGUGAUUGCCCGGCGUGCCGCCCAGCUGUGUGGGGCAGGGAUGGCUGCGGUGGUGGACAAGAUCCGAGAGAACCGUGGGCUAGACUCCCUGAAAAUCACUGUCGGCGUGGAUGGGACCCUGUACAAGCUCCAUCCUCAGUAAGUCUUCUUUCAGCAAGACCUUGCCUCUGGGAGGGCUGGAGGGAUAGCGUUGGACCUGCAGUGUUGCUGCUUCUGCACAGAAUUGGGAAGGGGUGGGGUGGGGCAUGUGUGUGUUAAUCAGGCUCUCUCUGGUUCUAGGACUUUAACCCAUUCACCCAGAGUUGAGUGUAUACUUUUGCAAUAAUAUUCCUGCACCAAAGUCACCCCAUCCUGCAACCUGAUUCUGUGCAAAGUUUUGUGCUCUGAGCUCCUGGCAUCUCCUCAUCCCAGCGUGGCCUUGCUUGGGCCCCCUGCUUUUGUUUGCAAGCAGACCUGCAGCAAAAAUAACUUCCAAACUCUUGUAUGAUUUCAACCAGCCUUCCUUCCUCUGUGUACAGUUGAAAUUGUGCAAGUUAAAUGUGCGUAAGAUGUGGUCUAACUGUACAGUGUUUUGCAUGAAAUUAAGUGGGGGGCGGGGGCGGGGGGAGAAGAUCAAAACUCCUUUACUUCUCAUGUCUGCAAAUACUUAAGAUUAGAAUUGAUGGUACUUUUAUUAUUAAUGGUAGGGCAAAGAAAAUUAAGCCAUAAGCAGCUUAAAAUAUAAAGGGGAGGGAGGAAUGGGUGGGGUGACCAGGAUAAGAGAGGAACGAGGUGCUUAGCUAUAAGCUCUGCCUGCAAUGGGGUGUCUGACUGGCUGGUCAGACAAAUUCAUAGAGUAGAGAGCUAUUGGUAGCUACCAGACACAUUGGCUAUACUCUGCCUCCGUGAGAUGCCAAAUUGAAUUCAAUAUUUUUUGGGGGGUGCAUUUAAGCCCCACCCUGCAUAAUUGAUCACAAGACACGGCACACACAUGCCAUUUGAAUGGCAAUGCCUAUCAGCUUUUUUUGGGGGGGGUGGCCCCCUCAAAUAUUUUAUGGGGGGGGACCUUGUCCCCUAGGGCUGACUCCUGUGCCAGAGACAGCACUGCUUCUGAAUGCCAGAUGCUGGAAGCCACAAGAGGGGAGAAGGAGGCCCUUGUGAUCAAAUACUGUUUUGGGCAUCUUCUUGGCGACUGAGAAAAACAAACCCCUGUGUUGCAGUGAGAACCAAUCACAGAAAUAAAGACACAACAUGUAGGCUAAUAACUGUUAGAGCAUAUAUAAUAGAAUAAUGAUAUCAUUCAAAAAGUAGAAAUAAAUCUGUUAGAGUUCAUAUAUGCAAUGUAACAGACUAGUGGCACAGAACGUUGAGCCGUGUGUUCAAGAUAGGCGUCAAAGGUCAGUCUCACAAUGGUUAUUCAAAGGUUUCAACAGAAGACGUCUCAAAAGUCUAAAAAGCAAAGUUUUCUCAAUCUUUUUCAAAAGUUUCAUGUUCUGCGCCACUAGUCUGUUACACUGCAUAUAUGAGCUCUAAUAGAUUUAUUUCUACUUUUUGAAUGAUAUCAUUAUUCUAUUAUAUAUGCUCUAACACGUUAUUAGCCUAUGUGUUGUGUCUUUAUUUCUGUGACUGGCCACUGUGAGAGCAGGAUCCAGAAGAGCUCUCCUCCUGUUCUUACGGCUAGCUUCCUCCCGACCCCAACUUAUUCUACUCUCCCUUUUCCCGGCAGCUUCUCUACCGUCAUGCGCGAAACCGUGAAGCAGCUCUCUCCUAAGUGCGAGGUGACCUUCCUCCAGUCGGAAGAUGGCAGCGGCAAGGGCGCAGCGCUCAUCACUGCUGUGGCGUGCAGGAUCCGGGAGGCGGGCCAGCACUAGGCCCCCAGGUCAGGAGAGCUGGGCCCAGCGGAUCCCCAGCUGCGCCUGCCCCUCACUCCGCUCAAGCCCUUGAUCACCGCUGGCCGGAUCCUCGCUUUACUUCUUCUCCAAAGAUGCCACUCCUGUGACCCAAGGCCCUACAUUCCCCAUGCAAAAAGUGUCCCCUUUGCCCCUCUGCAUGCCAUACGAGCACAUAUCGAGUCAAGCAUCCCGUGGUGUCUGCGUGUCUCCCUCACACCACUGCUGGUUCAAACCCAAAAUCUCUCUCUCUCUCUUGCGUACACAGUGUUGGUGUUAGAUCUCACCUGUUAACCUCCCCACAACCUGUGUCUUCCGUAAAAAAGGUGGGCAACCGGGACACCCGCGUUGCCGCUUUGCAACCUGUGGUCUCUGUCUGUGUCUGUUUCCAAACUGCAGGAUCAGUCCUAGCAGAAGAAUACAAAAGAAGGGUAAACCUGGCUUGAAUAUUGGGCUUGAAGGAUCAAGGUGGUGCUGUUUCCAUGAAAGCCACGGCAUCUCAUUGUUAUUAGUAGUGUUGUUAUUUUUAAAAGCACAGGGUAUACCCAUUUCAAGAGUAGAAUGCUGUGGAAGGGUGCUGAAUCCGGGGAACGUGGGAGCAUUCUGCUGUCAAAAACACCUGUUUGCAUUGCAUUUCAAGGUGAAGAUGCUAGCAUGUGCCUGGGAGUGUUUCAGGGCUCCUGGGAUGGUCCUGUCUUCCAGCCUGCUCUUCCUCCAUUAGCACUGCAGCUUGGUUGAUAGCGUGUGUGGAGGGGCUGGCCAGCACAUCUGGGGGUUUGGUGACUGGGGUUGCAUUGUCCCUGCUUUCUGCUGCUACUCCUGUAAAUAGAGCAGUCACCAAACAGAAGCUUGUUUACCCCUUCCCUCAAAAGUUUUGCAUUGCACUAUCUUUUUACCUGGGUUUGGGGAAUAACUUAUUAUAUUUUGUCUGUGAAAAUAGCACCUUCACCUUACCUCACAACUGGCUCGACACUUUGGAACAAAUGUCUUGCGAGCUGUACCUCUCUUUCUGUAUAUAGUUGGGGGCUGGGGGGGUGUUCUUGUGUGAAUAAUAGUGUUGGCAGGAGUGCAGGGCUGAAGAGCAUUUUGGGGGUUCUGACAAGCAAAAAUGUUUCCGAGGGUGGGGUUGGUGGGUGGAGGGGUGGACAGGAGCAGUGGAUCAAGACAGGGAGGAAAAAAAGGAGAAGGCUUGAGACAGUUCAGGGCUGAUCAGAGGAAUAGGAAAAUGUGAAGCCUAUCCGUUAGCAGAAGGCGAAAACUGGCCACGUUCUCAUCACCACUACUGGAACUUCAAUCUCUCUCUCUCUUUCUCUUUGGGCUCAGUCCUGUAAACACUUUUUCUGGAGCCUCUGUUCCUUUCGGAGGCGCACGGGUUUGUUGCAAUGAAUCGAGGCUGUGCAGCUGUGGUGCAAACUUGGGCUGUCUCUUUCACCUGCUACUCGGUUAGCGUUGGUGGAGCAGGGUAAGGGCUUAACCUGUUUGGGAAAGGCAACGUUCUGCAUCUCUUAAGCAUGCCAUAAAUCCACUAGUGGCCAAGUUUAGCCCUGAGGCCACGAGAGAUACAGUGGGAAAUGAAUGGUUGAAUGUAGAAUGUGCUCCAAACCUUUUUUGGAUUCUCAUUUUAACUGGCAAAGGCCAUCACUGAGCCCUUCUUAUUGACUUCCAGUUGCUCACCAGUUUGGUUGUUGCUGAAAGGAGGAAAUAGAUGGUGUUUGCUAGUGGGAAAUUGCUACUCUGGGAGAAACCGCCAAGCAGUGUGUUUGUACUACAAUAAAGAAAAGAAUAUUUUUGGUAUCUAUUUAAUGCAAGACAAUGCCUGCCUGUGAUGUACACAAGAAAUCCUUGGUGAGGCUGUGAGUUUGAAGAUAGAUUUUCCCCUCUAUUUUUUUAUCUUUAUAUCUGUAUCUAUAUAUUUAUAUGGUUUGGAAUAACUAGUACCAAAAGAGCAUCUCCACUGGUGAGAUCCUGAGGCAGAUGAAAAGCACAUUACUUUCUCCUCUUUUUUUUUAAAUGUUAAAUGUUUGCAUAUUUUAUAAAAGUUUCAAAGUUGCAAUGAAGAUGAAAAUUCUGAAAAUAACCUCUGGGUAGAAAUGGCAGGCUGGGAAUCUGAGGAAUGUCCCAACAUCAAGAUACAUCAAGAGUAUUUUUGUAAUAAAAGAAAAAGAAUUGACCAAUGCAAUACCAAACAGCUUUACGUAACGGUUUUACUGGAAAUAAUUAUCCCAUCCUGCUGAAGGAAUUGAAACACAAGUCUUUCAUCUAUUGUAUAAUGGAGAAAUUGAUCAUAAUGUAUAUUUUUUUAACUUGAAUAUUACGUGGUUGCUGGAUUGUACCUCCUCUGGAAAAAAAUGUAUUUCACUAGUAGUGAACUUUCUUUGGUGAACAGCAGGUUUUUAUUUGAUGGUGAUUGUUUUAUGAAAAGGGAAAACAGUAGCAAUAAAAUUAUGUUUUGUGUGACAAUUUGGGUCCAGACUCUCUGCCACAGUUCCAUGAGGUGAAAUGCAAAGGUCCCUAAAUCAUUUGGCCGGAUUUUGAGAACAUAAAAACAAUCCUGAUGGUUCAGAGCAGUCGUGGUUCCACCUGGCCCAGUGUCCUGUUCCCAACAGUGGUCAGCCUCUGGGAAGCCCACAGUAGCUGCACUCAGGAGGUCCUGGCUAGCUCUUAAGACUAGCAGCCAUCAAUAGGCUUUUCUGUUGAUUUGGCCUAAUUUUCCUUAGCUGUGCAAAGGGUCUCCUGCACUCUGCUCCUACCAGCUGUUUGGCUCUACCAUGAGAGUUUCAGCAAGGAGCAGAAUCUCCUUCAAGGCAGCCUCUGGAGAGUUUUUCCAGCAGGCUGGUGGAAGCUGCUAUAUAGACUAUUUUUAAUUCAGAGACAGCUCCUCCAGGGACUGUGACAGUCCCAUCCCUAUUCUGUAUCAGCCAGAAGAGCAAAAACUCC